AUGGAUACCUCUGACCAGACGCCGGCACAUAACAAGCGCUGGUUUGGCGUCUUUGGAGAUUGGUUGAGCAAGUUGACAACGGUGACAAAGUCUAGCGUGGGCGUUAUAGAAUUGGGAUUCAGCAAAACCAUCAACCUUUUCUAUGCGCAGUGGGGGUGUCCCGGCAAGACCUAUUACGCUGAUCUCCGUAUGGAUCUGGAGGCUGAUCUGGCGAUGGAUGCAACGUACGUAUACUAUCUCUCAGCAACGUUCAUUCCGCCGAGUAAACCAGAAACAUUUGCCUACUUCGGCAUGGAGCCACAAGCCUAUAUAGGUCUCCAUAUUGAAGGAAAUGCCCAGAUACAGACCCCCAGUGUGCGGAAGAAGAUUGUCGAUACUCUCUCCUAUCUAGGUCUGGCUGUCAAGGGGAUUACAGCGGUUGGUCCUACUUUGGACAUUUACGGCGAGAUUCGGGGUAAAAUCACCCUACACGGGGAGCUUGAUGCAGGAGCAAUGGCGAAAUAUGGAUCCUUACUCGGAAUUACGAGUGACGCCAAGGCACUAGCUCCUGGAAGCAUUAAGCCGGUUUUCUAUGUAGGAGUCGCCGUCGAUGCACAGCUAUAUGUAAUUGUCACACCUGAAGCUAAUGUCGGUAUCAAAAUUGGUGGCGGCAAGCUGGUCGGCGGCAAGACUCUCAUGGACGCCUAA
Penicillium paradoxum is the source of this 687-nucleotide messenger RNA. RefSeq lists its product as uncharacterized. The transcript has 4 exons. The coding region runs from base 1 to 687 and encodes 228 amino acids. NCBI's taxonomy places the organism in Eukaryota, Fungi, Ascomycota, Eurotiomycetes, Eurotiales, Aspergillaceae. The record is from RefSeq and is a predicted model, not a curated record.